Pseudophryne corroboree (corroboree frog) is the source of this 3388-nucleotide messenger RNA. RefSeq names its product pleckstrin homology domain containing N1 (gene PLEKHN1). Lineage: Eukaryota; Metazoa; Chordata; Amphibia; Anura; Myobatrachidae. Gene Ontology annotation, biological process: positive regulation of apoptotic process; response to hypoxia; 3'-UTR-mediated mRNA destabilization. Gene Ontology annotation, molecular function: phosphatidic acid binding; cardiolipin binding; phosphatidylinositol phosphate binding. The record is from RefSeq and is a predicted model, not a curated record. Bases 194 to 2371 code for a protein of 725 amino acids. Gene Ontology annotation, cellular component: mitochondrial membrane; cytoskeleton. The transcript has 16 exons.
GUCAGUCCCAGCCAGCAGCAGCACUCAGGCUGACUCUGAGCCAUAGGGCGCAGUGAGGCGUGGGGCUGCCCGGGCAUGCAGCAGGGUGACACCCACCGCAUGUACCCGUGUGACUAGCGGAAGUGAGGGUGAGGAGCAGCAGGGAGCACGGCUAGCACUCUGCUCAGUGCAGCACAGCAACUCCAGGCUGAGGAUGGGGAACUUGAGCUGUGUCCCGCAGCCACACCGGCAGCUCCGAUACUCCUUCAGCAGGAAGAACUCACUCCAGGGGAAAGAGCAGGACAGCAGAACGAAGUGGACAUAUUUGUUUGGCAAUGAAAGUGGGGUGGGAAGAGUAACUAACUCUGACAACAUUCUGCAGUACAUCCCAGGGAAGGACAUUGGUAGUGAUGUGCAGAAGGAUAAUGUGGACCAAAGAUUCCUCAGCAUCUUCCGUAAGGGAAAGAAGAAAACCAUUGUCCGCAAUAUGGGGCAAAUGAUUCAUUAUUCCAAGGUCAGGUUCCGUUUCCAGCACAGCCAGGAUAUUAGUGACUGUUAUUUGGAGCUGUUCCAGUCCUACCUGUACUUCCAGUCCCGAGGUCCCACUGGGCUGACCUACCAGGGACUAGUACCAUUGAAAGAGCUUAGUGUUUACAAGCUGGAGCGCUCCAAAGUCCCACCAAAACCAGAACAAGAGCAUGCUUUCCGGAUAACAGGUCCUUUGCUCAAUCCUUUAAUCGUUUAUUGUCCAACCCAGCAAGAGUUGCAGAAAUGGCUGUAUCAUUUGGAGAAACAGAUCCAGCUCAAUGGUGGAAAUGUGGACACUAUUCCAGUAACAGAGGUCAAAAAUGUUAAUAUGUGGGACAAGUCGGAGCUCAGGAGGUCCGUUCAGAGCCAACCAGUGCAGGACUGGGAAGGGACGCAGAGAGAGUCUCUGGGCUCCAUCACCUGUAUCUCCAAGGUGAAGCUGCAGACUAUGCCAUUCCAGGAGCUGAAUGAAAGACUUUUGGUCUUGUACCCGUCUACUCUUGUGAUACUCUCUGAAGAAGGCAAAAACCUUUGUUUUAAGGGAGAACUACCUCUUAAAGCCAUACACGUGACUUCAGACGAAAAUGAAAAACAGAAGAAGUCAUUUUUAUUAGAAGGAAGGUACAUCAACACGAUCCGGGUGAUCUGCCUCAGUCAGCAGGAUUAUGAGGAGUGGUUAGAACACCUGAAACGUGCACAGCUGCAAAACAGGGAUUCUUCACUGUCUGCAUCCAGUAGUUUCUGUGGAUCUCACUCCGGACCACAUGAGCAGGUCACUGCCAGCUGUAGGAGCUCGUUUACAUCAGAUGGACGCACCAAAUCCUGGGCAACACCAGGGAAGCUGCCCAACUCAAGCUACCAGUCUAUCAGCACUACCCAGGGAUCCGAUCAACAGUCAUACGCCAUAUUAGGGGAACAGACCUUGCAGGAGGAUCCCCUAUCACCUGGGUACACAGAGCCAGUUCAUUGUUUGGCAAAUCCAAAUUGGCCGAGUGGACCAACUGGAUCAGGUGAUCUUCAGAGAGGUGGCAGUAUCCGCGGGUCAAAAGGAAAAAACAACCUGUGUUUGCAGAUACCAUCCUCUAUGCCGCACAGUUAUGACCUGGAAAAUACAGCGUUUGGUCUUAUCCCCGAGACCCCUAGUGAAGAUGUCCUAUCCCCGUUAUACAAGGAGCCGUACUCUUAUCAAAAACAUCAAACCCACUCUUCAGUAACUCCUCAGAUGCUGCUAAACAGGUGGAGCCUGACAGACAGCCAGAAAUCUACCUCCACACCCGACAGUCAGGCUUUGUCAAAGUCUCCAUUGUAUGCCGAACCGUACACACCAACCGGCCAAUCCAGCAGCACUUUUGUGGAAGAGAUUUUGAGAAAUCUGAGCACAAACCGCAGUGAGACGCAUGCAUUAAACUUAAAGACCAAUGGAUCAUUCAAUGUGAACCACAAUCCACACUCUGAAUUGCAGAAGAAGUAUUCCCACCCAGUCAGGGGGAGCCAGCAGCUGGUGAAGCCUGUCCUGCACAGGAACAGCGAGCCGGACACAUCCGUGCACUCCAGACUCAUGCCAGCCACACAGACUCCCUUCUUUAAAAGUAUAUCCGCAGUAAAAGAAGAAAUUGCUUUAUCUUACCGAAACAAAGAAGUGGAAGACAUGUUUGAUCUGCCAUCAUCGGGAAGUCUGCAGACAGAGUCCUUGGACCACGACUAUGCAGAGCUUCAGAGCUUCCAGAGUGACCUCAGCUAUGACAAUAUAUGGGACUAUGAAGCCAAGGAGAAAGAUCUUACUCGUUUCUCCCCACCUCCUUUCCCGGGGCAGUUAUUCCCUGGGAUCAAGCAAGGGAAGGCCGUGCAUAGUCGUUGGUUGUAAAGGAGAGACUUGUGAUGCUGCCAAAUACAGCCAGAGGUGGAGCUGUGUUCCAUCUUUGACCAAUCGUGAAGGACGUUAUUGCUGCUUUCCGUUAUACUGGGUCACAACCCAGCAGGGAAUGUGCUGCUUACUGCCAAUUUUUUGUUCUAUUGGCACCCAUCAAUGGCCCUUCCCUUGCCACUCUUCUUGUACUGCUCACAGUAAAAAGAAAUGUUCUAGAUAACAAAAUGUAUAUCUCUCACACUUUCACGUUUAUUUUGCAGAUUAAGAUAUGCAUCAGUUUGUAUCAGGAGUAUAUGAUACAGAAUAGUAUCCUGCAUACAGGCUCCCAAAGCAUGUGUCUUGUUUAACACCUACAGGUUCACACUACUCUCUCCCCAACCUUCUAUCACUAACGUCUGACUCACAGAAUAUACACUGAUUUCACAAACUGCCUUCAUGCAAGGCUGGAACACUUCCUGCUAUUGGAAAACCACCCAAAAUGCAAACACACCUGUAGCAAGUCCUCUAAAAUGUAUGGAACUCUUACAGCAAUUAAUAUGUUUACUGUGAUUAUAACGUAGUCCAUGGUUAUUACAGACCUUGGACAGAGCUCUCAUUGGCUGUGAGCACAUUUUGCGCAUCAAAAAGGAGGAAAGAUGAAAUUUGCAGUACUGCUGCUGAUUAUCUUAUCCUAGCAAUCAGGAGAAAUUCUCUCUAUAAUGCUUUGUGCUUCAGAGUACCAAUAGAUAGGAUGGUGGUUAGUUUACACUGAGAAACUGUUAUUGUAAAGUAUAUUUAAUUAAUAUUUGGUUUAUUAUUUAGGCCACAAGGACCGUUUUUUGUUGUUUUUUUUUUUUUAUACUGGCUUAAAGGGUCAUAUUGUUCAUCCUAUUUAACGUAAAGCGGUAUUUAUUAAGAAUGGUUGCACUGUUUAAAGACUGUAUAUAAUUUGUUUGGAAUGUCAUUUUUGGAGGGCUGGGUUUUUUAGUUUCUUGAUAACAUUGUACCGUCAACUUUUAAAAUAAAAUCUGACCU